Molecule: messenger RNA, 2103 nt
Organism: Nerophis lumbriciformis (worm pipefish)
Lineage: Eukaryota; Metazoa; Chordata; Actinopteri; Syngnathiformes; Syngnathidae
Gene: klf17
Product: Kruppel like factor 17
Biological process (GO): regulation of transcription by RNA polymerase II
Molecular function (GO): RNA polymerase II cis-regulatory region sequence-specific DNA binding; DNA-binding transcription factor activity, RNA polymerase II-specific
Source: RefSeq, a predicted model, not a curated record
AGUCUCUCCUCACUUUUAUUCACUUUUUCUUCUUAUUUGACUUUUUUAUUUUUAUUUUAUUCUUUGAUGGACGUGACCAUGGAUCACUUCAACUUUCGGCGUAAAGACGCAUGCGCGGCGGACAUCCAGGUGGAAUUUAGCAUCGUCCGCUCUCCGGUGUCGCCGCCGCCGCCGGACGACGACGACGACGAGCUCGGCAAGUUCUUGGACUUGGAGUUCAUCUUGUCCAACACAAUCGGUUCCGAGGCAGCGGCGCCGCUGCCGCCGUCGUGCGCCUACGCGUUGCCAGAGUCGCCGGAGAGCUGCGGUGGCGGUGGGAGCUACCGGGGCUACGCGGAGCGCGCUCCGGCGCCGCCGGACGACAAGGCGAGGGGCGCGCGCGAGUACACCGAGCUGCGCGCGCCCAACCAGUACCAGGCCUGCAGGGUCAAAACCGAGUCCGGCGGCGCGCACCCAUGCAUGCUGGCCGGUGCGGAUUGGCGCGCGUACGACAAGCCGCAGGCGGCGGCGUUCAUGCGCAUGGCGCCGCCCGAACAGCACUACAUGAACGCGCACUACCAGUACGCGCACUACCCGGGACACUACUGCGCGCUCACGCCGCCUUCCUCGCCCGCCCUUGCGGACUUCUACGCGCCGCCGCCGGACGGCGUCAAGCCGAAGCGCGGCGGCGGGCGCAGGCCGUGGGGACGCAAGCGCGCCGCCACGCACAGCUGCGAGUACCCGGGCUGCGGCAAGACGUACACCAAGAGCUCGCACCUCAAGGCGCACAUGCGCACGCACACAGGAGAGAAACCAUACCACUGCACCUGGGAAGGCUGCGGCUGGAAGUUCGCCAGGUCGGACGAGCUGACGCGACACUUCCGCAAGCACACGGGCCACCGGCCCUUCCAGUGUCACCUGUGCGAGAGGGCCUUCUCUCGCUCAGACCACCUGGCCCUGCACAUGAAGAGGCACCCGUAGACUAUUAUGGGAUGUCAACAAGUGGAACCCACUCGGCCCAAAACAGGGCGAUACCUAUUUGUUUACAUUCAGGAGCACGAGCUUGCUGUUAACAUUUAGCUGUUCUAUCCAUGUUUAGCUAUUCCUCGUCCUCCAGUGAUAAUGAUACUUGUAAGAACCUCUGUUUGUCGCCCCGAAGGCCAGGAUUAGUGAUUUAGAAGUAGCUGAAACACAUGAGCUAUGUUUUAAAGCACACUUUUCUUAGUUUUUAAACCAAAAUACGUACGUUCUCCCCUCUCUCCACACUGUUUCUGAUUGCAAGUGCCCCGUGUGUGUGUGUGUGUGUGUCUGUUUGUGCUAAAUAACCAAAACAAGUGGCCCUCUAGUGGCCGCUUGAUAGCGACCAAAGUGGCCUCGCAUACCCGUACAGUCCGUACCUAUUUGUUUACAUUCAGGAGCGGAAGCUUGCUGGUAGCGGUUAGCUGUUCUAUCCAUGUUUCGCUAUUCCUCGUCCUCCAGUGAUAAUGGUACAUGUAAGAAACUCACUUUGUCGCUCCGGAGGCCAGAAUUAGUCAUUUAGAAGUAGCUGAAACACAUUAGCUGUGUUUUAAAGCGUUCUCCCCUCUCCUGUCUCCACACUGUUUCUUCCUGAGUGUGUGUCCAUCCAUCCAUUUUCUACCGCUUGUCCCUUUUGGGGUUUCCGUGUGUGUGUGCUAAAUAACCAAAACAAUGUUUUUCCAAAGGCAGCAUAGUUAGGGCCUUCUUGAAUUCACCUUCGACCCCCUGGAUACUGGACAUGAGAAAAGGGCAGCUGUAGACUAUUAUGGGAUGUCAACAAGUGCAAGCCCACUCUGGCGCCCUCCAGUGGCCGCGACCCCUUUGUACAUAGCUGUGCAUAUAUGAGCUAAAUUAUGACAGACUAAGUUAUUGACUUUGUGAGUGCCUUAACCAGCUGCUGUGUAGAACUCUUUGUAUUUUGUUUUUUUUAACUUCAAUUUCUCACAGAGUGCCUAUGAAGGUUAGCGUGUUGCAUUCGCAGGGAUAUCUAUUUUUUAUUGGGUUUUUUUUUUAUAUAUAUUUGAGAAGUAUACACCCCAUGAACUACACGACAAGAUUGUAUUUUUUACGCGUAAAGGGCUGACAAAUAAAAGUACUUUUAAUAAA